Pseudogymnoascus verrucosus is the source of this 990-nucleotide messenger RNA. RefSeq lists its product as uncharacterized. The transcript has a single exon. The record is from RefSeq and is a predicted model, not a curated record. NCBI's taxonomy places the organism in Eukaryota, Fungi, Ascomycota, Leotiomycetes, Thelebolales, Thelebolaceae. Bases 182 to 865 code for a protein of 227 amino acids.
CCCGCAACGAUCUGAUCUCAUACCUAUAUUUGGAAGUAGCGGCAAGGAACAUGUAUGCGCGUCAACAUCAGCCUUGAGAAUCCAGAAUUUAGAUAAAAGGUUAUGCCGCAUACCAGAUAUAAUAUUCACAGACCCAACGUUGAAUUGACGCGACCCUAAGAAUAAUAAACCAACCCCUGCAAUGAAAGUCCUUAUCGCCGGCGCCAGCGGCAGCAUCGGCGGGGAGAUCCUAAAACACCUCCUCCAGCAGAACGAAAUCACCAAGAUCAUCGCGCUGACUCGGAAACCCAUCCCCGAUCUACCCUCCAAGGCUGAAAACAUCCUUGUUCCCGACUUUGGUGACUUGGAGCACCUCGACGACGAAAAAUGGGAGAAGAUCCGCGAUGCCGACGCAAUGGUCUGGGCCAUCGGCACCUAUGACCUCAACGAAGACGUCAACACCCGCUAUCCUCUCGCCUUCCAAGAUGCCUUCGUGGCGCGUUUACCUGCUCCACAAAGUGGAAAGGCGUCCAAGUUCAGGUUUAUUCUCCUCUCCGGCGCAUUUGUCGAGCCUGAUCAGACCCGCACGCUGUUUUUCUUGCCGCAGCAGCGGAAAGCCAAGGGCGUCACAGAGUCAAAAACCAUUGAGUUUGCGGAGCAGCAUAAAGAGGUGUGGGAGGCGCUUGUGAUUCGCCCGAGUGGGAUACUGAUUGGCAAAUCGCUCCAGAAUAGCGUAGCAUCGUUUGUGUUGGGGACCAUGCUGGUUAAAGGCGAGGAGUUGGGUGCGUUUGUCGGGGAGUUAGUGGUGAAGGGAUCAGAAGAAACUGUUAUCAAAAAUUCGAUGAUUGUAGCGCGCGGCAGAGAAUUACUUCACGAGGCGGAGUAAAUAUGUAUGGAAUACGUGCUGUUGAUUAAUAGCGUGUUGGCUUCUACUCUUCAUAUUUUUAUUUGCAAUAUGCCUUUUUUAAAGCCUUUUAUUUAGAUUUAGUGCUCAAGUUAGAAUGCGAAGAC